Trichomonas vaginalis G3 is the source of this 504-nucleotide messenger RNA. Its product is annotated as structural constituent of ribosome. The record is from RefSeq and is a predicted model, not a curated record. The coding region runs from base 1 to 504 and encodes 167 amino acids. Gene Ontology annotation, molecular function: structural constituent of ribosome. Gene Ontology annotation, cellular component: small-subunit processome; 90S preribosome; ribosome. The transcript has a single exon. Gene Ontology annotation, biological process: translation; rRNA processing; ribosomal small subunit biogenesis. Lineage: Eukaryota; Parabasalia; Trichomonadida; Trichomonadidae.
AUGGAGGCAAUCAACGCCGCAUUCAACGAAAUCGCUGCUGGCAAGCCAGAACUUAAGGAUCUUAAGAUCGAAUCCGUCAAGGAAGUUAAGGCUGACGGCGCAGCUGUUCUUGUUCUUACUGUUCCAUACAAGCAGAUCAAGGCUUUCCAGGCUGCUCAGGCCUCCUUCCUCCCAGACCUUGAGAAGAAGCUCAACGCUCAGAUCUGCAUUGUUGGCAAGCACCGUGCUUUUCCAAAGACACCAGAGCACGGCCGCCGCUUCAAGGCUAUCCGCAACUAUGGCCGUACACUCCGCUCCGUUAACGAUGCUCUCCUCGACGACCUUGUCUUCCCAACAGCUAUUGUUGGCAAGCGCAUCCACUACGAUGUCAAUGGCAAGCAAACAACAAGGGUUAUCCUCGAUAAGCACGAUGCUACACGUGUUGAGGAACGCCUUAAUGGCUUUGCUGCUGCUUACAACCGCUUAACUGGCCUCGUCACAGUUUUCGAAGUUUCUCAGCAGUAA